CUUCUAGUCCACCACCAUCAUCACCACGACCACCACCACCGGCAGCAUACUCUUGACCCUUGAUUCUAGUACACGCACAGCUAGAUCCCAAGCAAGGCUCACUACGCCUCUUUGCUAAGUCUCAACAUGGUCAAAUACCUCGUCGGGCGCGUAUCCGACCCGCUCUUGGGCCUCUUUACAGGUCUCUUUGCCUACUACAUCUACGAGACCGACCCACGCAACGCGGCUCAAAGGCCAGAGGGAAGGAGGCUGUGGGAUCUGCUCUCGAGAUGGAGCCAAGAUCAGAAGCCGGACAAGAGCCUUUAUCAAGAGGUCAAGCAUGCACACAAGGUCUAGCUUAGCGGAUCUGAGUGAGGAGAUGUGGCUGAUGCGAUAGGAUGAAUGGGCGGAACAGCUUGAUGUGUUUCUCCACGCCGCACAGACGGGUGAGCAGCACACAAAGUUGACGGUGCAUGGGCGAACGAUGGGCGGUGCCGAUUUGUGCAGCAGAAGCAAGCCAUCGGACGAGUCCUGCCAGCAUUCCCUUGUCAUCGAUCCCGCCGGAGGAAUGUGCGCACCUGAUGAGCUGCACUAGCUUUCAACGCUUCCACAGACCCACGUAUACCUUGGUCUCAACGGCUCGUGGUCGAUCGACAUGGUCACGAUAUUCAGUGGGGAAGCUAACGUCACGACGACGGAUGCAUGCUUUUUGAGCAUGGUUUUCACGCAUAACGAAUGGCAAUGAUCAUCCGAGAAGCGGCACAUGGCCAGAGUGUGCAGCAGGCCUGAUGCGAGUCGAAGCACCUUCACUCG
This is a messenger RNA of Ceraceosorus guamensis, 792 nucleotides long. RefSeq lists its product as hypothetical. The transcript has 2 exons. Gene Ontology annotation, biological process: protein secretion. The coding region runs from base 127 to 336 and encodes 69 amino acids. NCBI's taxonomy places the organism in Eukaryota, Fungi, Basidiomycota, Exobasidiomycetes, Ceraceosorales, Ceraceosoraceae. The record is from RefSeq and is a predicted model, not a curated record.